Pieris napi is the source of this 1138-nucleotide messenger RNA. RefSeq lists its product as uncharacterized. The record is from RefSeq and is a predicted model, not a curated record. The transcript has 7 exons. The coding region runs from base 189 to 1019 and encodes 276 amino acids. NCBI's taxonomy places the organism in Eukaryota, Metazoa, Arthropoda, Insecta, Lepidoptera, Pieridae.
AUACCCUAUGACUCGAUUCAAAAAUGUCGGUUGCUUUUAGUAAAGUUGUUUUAAAGUUCAGUUGUUAUAUAUUUUAAAAGUUUUGUUACUUGAUUAUUAAAAUAAGAUCGAUACCGUCUGACUUUGUUCAUCGGUCGCCCUGUUGCCUUACCAGUUUUAAAUUCGGAAUAGACAGAACUUUAAUAAAUAUGCCCAGAACGAAGCGACCGGUGAAGAAACAGAAGGAAAAUGUCGAUAGUGAUGAUACUCUCAAGAGAUUAAAAAAACUAUCGAAUGAUCUACAGAUGAAAGUAGAUUCGCAAGCUCAAAUGCAAAUUGCAAGUGUGGAGAUUGCUUUCAAGAUAUUAUUGGACUCAAUAACUAAAACUAACUUGCAAAAGACUGUGGGUCAAUUGAAAAAUGAACUCCUUCUCAAGGAGCCCACAAACACCCGACCAUCAAGAGUGACUGCAUCGAGCCGUGCUGUAUCAAAUGAUGAUGGCUACCUCACCGAGAACUCAUCCCAGGGCUCCGGGGAUUUUCGUGCUAAGAAAACAUUCAUAACACCUUCAGCAACUCGUUCCACAAGGCGUUCUCGGUCAGCUGACGCCUCUGCCCGUUCAGUUGCAAAGCCCUCAGCACGUGCCACAACGCAACGGCGGCGUAGCAAAAGCGUGUACCGCACGCCGGCCUUGAAUAGGAAUGCUGCAGUUAAUUAUCCUGUUAUAACUCCUAAGGUGACGCCUCACGCACCGUUAACAUUAUUACGUCAGCCGAGGCAAGGAGAGAUGGUACUCUCGAUGUCUGGGUCACCUGUUAUGGUGCCCAGCUGUUCUUAUGCAAUGCAACCUGAUGAAAAAGCAAAUUGCAACAUUCUACUACGAGAUGGUACAAUGCUUUCCCUACAACCAAAGCAGCUCCGACAGUCACAGGCGUACAUCCCAUUCUCUCUCAUGGAUGAUAAUGUCCUGCAUCAGCUCAAGACACUCAAGGAUAACCUGGAUAAGGUUGUUCAACUCGGAGAAAAAGCCAUGAAGUGAAAUAGUGAUAGUGUUAGUGUGAUUAUAGUGACCGUUACAAAGAUAUAUCAAAGUCAGUAAGCCUUUAAGAAAUUUGAUUAUUGAAUUAAUUUUAUAAACUACUUAUUUUAUAUUAAUAU